UUCUUUCACUUCCUGACCAUUCGUGAAGAAGGUUGAAUUUCAGUCUCGCUGAACGUCCAUUUUGUUGGAACAAAGGUGAACAAUUUUCGGAUAAUUGAAGUACAAUUUACAUUGUAAAGUGUAGUUUAAAGUUGUACCUUACUUGACUCAGUGCUAACGAACAAAACCAGUGCUUGUUUAUUGCGCUUCGUUUCGUGUUAAGUCCGUUCAAAGUAAAGACAGAUAAAAUCCAAAAUGGCAGACAUGCAAGAUACGGAGAUGAACGGAGGUGCCACCCAAGAAACCCAAGAAAAUGGAAACAAUCAGCCUCAAACGGAUCAACCGAAUACCAACAGCAGCAGUGAACCGACGAAUUCUAACGGUGGUUCCACCGAAACCAAUCACACCGUGCGGGAUGACGAUAGAAAAUUAUUCGUUGGUGGACUUAGUUGGGAAACAACAGACAAGGAACUGAAGGAACACUUUAGCCAGUAUGGGGAUAUCGAAAGUAUCAAUGUCAAGACUGACCCGAACACAGGGCGCUCGCGUGGAUUCGCCUUUAUCGUGUACAAAAGUGCCGAGUCCAUCGAGAAGGUGUGCGCGGUCAGCGACCACACGAUCAACAACAAGAAGGUGGACCCUAAGAAGGCCAAGGCUCGCCAUGGCAAGAUCUUCGUUGGCGGUUUGACGUCGGAGAUCAGCGAUGAGGAGAUCAAGACGUUCUUCGGCCAAUUCGGAAAUAUUGUAGAGGUCGAGAUGCCAUUCGACAAGCAGAAGAAUCAGCGCAAAGGAUUCUGUUUUAUAACCUUCGACUCGGAGCAGGUGGUGACCGAACUGCUGAAGACUCCCAAGCAGACGAUCUCUGGCAAGGAGGUGGAUGUUAAGAAAGCCACACCGAAGCCGGACAACAUGGGCCCGAUGGGGCCGAUGGGUGGCCGAAUGAAUAUGCGUGGUGGUCCUGGACUCCCCCGCGGAGGUAUGCGUGGUGGACGUGGUGGACCUGGUGGACCGAAAGGCGGCUAUGGACAGGGCUGGGGAGGACAAGGAUACGGCGGCUACGGAUAUGGACAAGGCUACGGCGGAGGAUACGAUGACUACGGUUACGGAGGUUACGAUGGUGGCUACAUGAAUGGAGGCCGUCCGGGAGGUCCUCGCGGAGGGGGCAAAGGCGGAGCUGGUGCGUUUGGUGGCGGCAAGCAGCGCGGCGGCGGUGGUGGCGGUCGUCAGCCCCGCCAUGCGCCAUACUAAGUAACUCGUCAUACAGAUCGGUGUUGUACGUACAAAACUACAAAGCCCACACAUGAGCAGAAACUGCACGUACUCAUUUCACUUCAGUUUACUGUAAUUUUUUUAAUACAACAACAUCAGAGAGACAGCGAAAGAGAACUUGGAAAUUGGAGAAUUGAGGAAACUAUAGAUAGGUAAACAGAAACAACUAGGUGCAGUUCAAGAACACGAUGGAGCCGCCCACUCUAUUGUUCAAGCUUUCAUUACAUUCUACUUUGCUAACGCGCUAGGGAGCUGCAUUUCAUGGAAUUUAUGCUUUUUCAGUUCAAGUAUUGCGCGCUCAGAAAUUAUAUACAGACAUCGAGGCCACAGUAGUAAAUAGCCGAAGAAAUGCCGGGCUGCGCUUCUAGGCUAACGAGAUACACACUCACGACUCAUUACUAAGUUUUUAUUUUGCACGUUACAAAUGUGCAUAUGAACUUGACUGCUCAUUUUCAGCUUUUUCAACUAACCAACGUUUGCGAAAUAAACCUUUUAAUUUUUUUUUUUCCUUGUUAGUUUGUCUAGCUCUGGGCGCGUCUCUAGUGUUUGUUUUAGGACUAUACAACAGAUUCAAAAAGAGUGGAUUGUUCGCAACCAAAUACAAAAAUUAACAUGUUAAGCGCUAAGUUAGUUCCCGUAUGCUGGCGUCAAUUCGCUCAGACUAGCGGUGAAAAAUGAGCGUAGCGCGUAAAGAAUUAGUAAGGACUUCAAAACGGAAAGGUCAAGCAAGGAAUUUGUUUGGGCAUUGACAAUACGGUUCCAUCCGUAACACUAUUAAUAAAAAGGAGCAUUGUUUGCAUCU
Molecule: messenger RNA, 2050 nt
Organism: Anopheles coustani
Lineage: Eukaryota; Metazoa; Arthropoda; Insecta; Diptera; Culicidae
Gene: sqd
Product: RNA-binding protein squid
Exons: 7
Coding region: 235-1227 (330 amino acids)
Biological process (GO): regulation of gene expression
Cellular component (GO): nucleoplasm
Molecular function (GO): RNA binding
Source: RefSeq, a predicted model, not a curated record